CAGGAAUAAAGUGCUGGAUGUGAAAUUUCUAUGUUCUUCAACAAAUAGCCCGGAGGAAUCGUUAGAUUUCUAUUUUCAGAUUACGAAUGUCAAUGAUAAUCCUCCAAAAUUCCCUAACACAGUUAUGGAUGUUGAAAUUGGAGAGCUGUUUCCAAUUGGACCUUGGAUUACUGUUUCGGCCAACGACGCUGAUGGAGACCCCAUUGCUUACAGUUUGAACCCAAAGUCGAGUGGAGCUGACUAUUUCAUUUUAAAAAAUGUGAAUAACGCUGAAAUCAGCCUGAACAAAGCACUAGACUACGAAGAGGUUAAGAACUUGCAGCUGAUCUUGCAAGCGGAGGAUCAAGGUAACCCUCCACUAAAAGAGACAGCCACAGUGACAAUCAACAUUAGGGUGUUAGACAUUGAUAACAAGCCUCCAAGCUUCCAGCCAUGCAAGUUUCCUUCAAAGAACAUCUGCGUCAAUGCAGUUUAUAGUGGAGAUGUCACCAUAAAGAAGCCAGAGACUGGCCCACUGACACUGACGCCUGGACCUCUUUAUGCUCUUGACGGCGACAAAGUACUUAAUGAACCCAUCGUAUACGAGAUCAUAGAUGGAGACCAGAACAACCAUUUUAAAAUUGAUGCAACUAGUGGAAACAUAACAUUGGUCAACGUCAUUGACACCUUAGACCCAGUUGUACUAACAGUCAUGGCUUCCCAGCAGAAUGAUAAAUAUAAGUACACGACAACCACUGUUACCAUCAAAGUCUUGGAAGUAAAUCACAAUAAACCUACGUUUGCAACACAACCGUACACUGGAAUUGUAAUGCUGAACUCAGAGGUUGACAGCAUUGUGGUGGAGAAAGGGACGAAGCCUUUGAUCGUUCAAGCUGAGGAUGCAGACUUUCCCGCGUUUUUCAAUCCUUCCAUAACGUAUGAGAUUAAACCCAGUGACAAAUUCAAAAUAACCAGAGAUGGGUUUAUCUUUACAAAGGUGGUGCUCUCCAAUCCAGGUGAACUGAUUAAACUCAAGAUAAUUGCUCUGGAUGAGACAUCCAAAGAAACUGCUGAAUGCGAUCUCGAGGUGCAGGUUAGCAACGCUGAUGCCACAACUGUGAGACCGACCACAGGCACUGGACCAACAAAACCAACCAAUCAGCCUCCAGGUACUGGGCCAGCAAAACCAACCAAUCAGCCUCCAGGUACUGGGCCAGCAAAACCAACCAAUCAGCCUCCAGGUACAGGGCCAGCAAAACCAACCAAUCAGCCUCCAGGUACUGGGCCAGCAAAACCAACCAAUCAGCCUCCAGGUACAGGGCCAGCAAAACCAACCAAUCAGCCUCCAGGUACAGGGCCAGCAAAACCAACCAAUCAGCCUCCAGGUACAGGGCCAGCAAAACCAACCAAUCAGCCUCCAGGUACUGGGCCAGCAAAACCAACCAAUCAGCCUCCAGGUACAGGACCCACUACUGCUAAAGCACCAAUAGUAUCUCCAGGAUCCAGCUCACCAAAGCCCCCAGCACCUGGAUCUACUUCAGCAACAACGACAGCAACAACUACAGUCUCUGGUGGAUCACGGCCAACAAAGCCCCCCACUCAACCUCCGGGUCCUGAGCCUACCCACACUGGGUCAACGACCUUGCCACAGGCCUCUUCACCUGCAAUUAAACCCACAGGGGCUCAAAGUAGCACUACCAAGUCACCUGGAUCUGCGGGUUCCACCACAGUAAAGUCCCCAGGUCCCGGGCCUGGUCCUGGUACUGAACCUGUCACAGGUAGGACUACGAGCUCCAGUGGCCCGACGUACCACCCACCAUCUCCAGGAGUCACUCCGGACUCAACAGCUAAGCCAGGGCCACCCGAUGGGACAGCAACUGGAUCACCAAGUUCUUAUCCAACUGUUGACCCGUCGCUGGUAUAUGGAGUAAAGGACAUGGUGGCUCUGGGCGUCCCCUUGGCAAUACUGUUGCUUAUUGCCCUUAUUGUCAUUGCAAUCCUUCUACGCAAAAUCUCAAAAGGUAAAAUGGAGUGGAAGCGGAUCAGGAAACUUUCUGUCGCCAAGAGAAAUGCUUUUGGUGGAAGUUCAAACUCCACGAAACCCAAUGGACUGCAGUUUGUGAAUGAAGGGUACUUAGAAGAUGAUAAGCCAAGUGGAUUGGAAAAGGGAAUUCUGAAGUCUAGUUGGACACCAACUACUAAUGAGGCAUCAAUCACGGCCCUGGCUGCUGCCCUGGAACCCAAGUUAGAGGCCAGCGUUCCAACUAAAGCCUCGGAGAAAAGCAAACCCCAAAACAACAACAGUGAAGACAAUGAAGGUGACGGUGACAAAGAGGUCAAAUCCAUCCUCACCAAAGAAAGGAAGUCAGAUGAAGGCUACAAGGCCGUGUGGUUCAGGGAAGACAUCGAUCCAGAGGCAAAGGAAGAGCGUGUUAUAGAGACAGGUGAUGAUGAUGACGCAGAGGAAAUGGAGGAAGACAAGCCUGGUAGAAAUAGGGGGGUGUCAUUUGCACCAGAGGAUGACAAUGACGAACAAUCCUAUCAACUCUAAAGAGAUUUAAAAGACUGAAACCAACAAGUAGAAAUCAGAAAUCACUGUUUAUAUUUUAUGAAAGAAACGGACACAUGCUUUGAGCUAUCUUUCCACUGGGAUCAGGAGUACCUACCUACCUGUUUGCCGAGUGUGUGUGUGUGUGCGCGUGCGUAUGUCUGCCCACAGCUGUGAUUUGCUGCUACAUGUCAUAUUGAUCUACAAUCACUUUGAAGUUGGUUUUAAAGAUAUGCCCAUUUUCAUUGAAAAAUAACUUUCAAAUGUUAUAAUAAUAAUAAUAAUUGCAUUUGUAAGCACCUUACCACUUCCCUGAGAUGCCUCAAAAUGCUUCACAGAAUAUACUGUAAAGUGUACUGUGUAUUUUGAAGGCAAAAUGCGGCAAACUUAUUUACCACUAGCCAAGUCCACAUUGCCCCUAAACAACCGUACAAACCGAAUCCAAAAGCCAUCUGGAAUCUUUCGAAACCAGAUUUCCUUCUUAAAUACUUCUAAAGGUUGGAGUAAGGAUUAGCGGCUGUUUACAUCAAGGCUGGUUUGCGUGGACAUUUCUACAACCAUACGUGAUGAUGAAGAAAGUCUAACCCCAAUGCACAAUGUUUCUAUCAAUUGAUUUUAAGGUAACUGUAUCCCACUUCUGUUCUGUAAUGCACUUGCCCCAAAAUGUGAAUGCUUCAAAGGUGAUUAUAUGCAUAUUAACGCAGUCUAAUUUGCAGUAUUUCUUAUGAAGGAAUUAGAGUUGGGCACAUGUGGUCUCCUGGCCUUGUCCAUGGCUGAUCUGUAACUCAGUCCCAUUUGCCUGCCUUUUCUGCUAACCCUUUGAUACCCUUGCAAGCCAGGUACAUGUCUAUUUGUCUACAAGUGGUUGUCUGCUUCACGCUUAAAUAUUUCCAAGGACUCUGCAUUAUCAGUCUCAAUUUCAAUAGCCUACAACUCUCUCAGUAAAUAAAUGUCCUCUGAUUUCGCUGCUAAGGAGUCUAGCUCUCGUUUUUCAGAUUAGAUUGGCUCUUUUUUUAUAUCAAGUGGACAACCGGCCAAAAUCCCAAUAUGCUCCUUGCCACUAACCCACGAGGACAUUCAAACCAAAGUCCAAACGACUGUAAUUUCAUUUGAUUCCUAAGAUAUUCCUUUAGUUUGCUCCCAAUUCACGAACACUUAAUGGGAGGUAUCAUUCAAAGGGAACUGGUGCUUGAAAUCCAGUGAAUAACAGUGUCCGAUAAACCCAAAAUAUUUUAUAAUAGGAACAGUUCCUUUAACCCGGAAAGGGUUACCAGUUGGAAGCAUCAAGAAAGAAUCCUUGUUCUUUAAAGCACAGUAAGAUGCUAAGCUAAAUGGAUCUGCCACCGGGAGAAUGGAACUGGUCCUUUCAAACCCAACUUCCAGGUGCACAACUAAAACCUGUGGUCAUUAGGUUUUGUUCUUCGUUCUCUUUAAAAUUGAAGCUGAUUUUCGACCGUUACUAAGCAUUCAGCUGCCUGUUAUUAAUGAUUAUGUUUUUGAAGACAGUGUGCAAUAGAAUGAUCGUGUUUGACACGUCUGCUUCUGAAGUAAUAAAUUCAUGUGUGACACUA
This is a messenger RNA of Callorhinchus milii (elephant shark), 4098 nucleotides long. RefSeq names its product cadherin-related family member 5b (gene cdhr5b). Bases 125 to 2530 code for a protein of 801 amino acids. Lineage: Eukaryota; Metazoa; Chordata; Chondrichthyes; Chimaeriformes; Callorhinchidae. Gene Ontology annotation, molecular function: calcium ion binding; cadherin binding. The record is from RefSeq and is a predicted model, not a curated record. The transcript has 14 exons. Gene Ontology annotation, biological process: homophilic cell-cell adhesion; cell-cell junction assembly; multicellular organism development. Gene Ontology annotation, cellular component: membrane; catenin complex; adherens junction.